AUCACAAGAAAUGGAGUUGGAGAAAGUGGUUUUGUUUUAAACUAAAGAAAAACCCACAGCUUACUUUUACUGUUUCUAAAAAUGUAGAUGCUGUGUGAGUUUGGGCCAUAAGUUCUGAGAGGGUGGAGGGGGGGCCUCCAAGAUUUUGUGCCCAGGGGCCUCUGCAUCCUAAAUCCGUGCCUGUCUGUCUGACUCGUUCGUGUCUCGCGUGCGAUCACAUUUUUGUGGCGUGACAGUGGAGCCAAUCAGUCCAGAGCUAAAUUGAUGGUCACCAAUGACAGCCGUUUACCUAACAGACAAGUCCCAGCCAAUGGGGUGGCUGGCUGACAAUGUGGGCCUUGUGAUCUUUUAUAUAUGUCAAUGCUUGUGAUGCAGAAAACAUUUACAAAACAUAGAGUGCACAUAAACAGUGUAACAUGUGACAAACUUUUAUUUACUGUCAAUGGUGACAGCCCAACAUGUGCAACAUGUGACAAUCCAUAUGUCAAUGGUGACAACCCAAGCCUGGAUUAUCAACUGAGAAAGCGAACAGAUGUGAAUAAGGUGCUGCUUCAAGCACAGAAGGAGUUCCUCAGCUACAGUGGCAUUGGUAUUAGCGUUCUCGAGAUGAGUCACCGAUCAGCAGACUUCAACAAAAUCCUCAACAAAACAGAGAGUCUCCUGCGAGAGUUGGUAAACAUUCCAGACAACUACAAGGUGAUGUUCCUACAGGGCGGUGGGUCUGGACAGUUCAGUGCUGUUCCUCUCAACCUGAUUGGCCUUAAAGAGGGCAUGUGCGCUGAUUACCUAGUGACCGGCACAUGGUCAUCAAAGGCAGCAAAAGAAGCAGAGAAAUACGGCAAGGUUAACGUUGUCCACCCGAAGCUGGAGAGUUACACGAAAAUCCCCGACCCCGGCAGCUGGACCCUGAACCCCUCGGCCUCCUACGUGUACUACUGCUGCAACGAGACAGUCCACGGCGUGGAGUUCAGCUUCACACCUGAAACAAACGGGGUGGUCCUUGUCGCUGACAUGUCCUCCAACUUCCUGUCUCGACCUGUGGAUGUAUCAAAGUUUGGUCUGAUUUUCGCCGGAGCUCAGAAGAAUGUGGGCUGUGCUGGGGUAACUGUGGUCAUCGUGCGAGAGGACUUGUUAGGCCACGCUCUGAAAGAGUGUCCCAUUGUCCUGGACUACAAGGUGCAGGCUGAAAUGAACUCCCUCUACAACACCCCGCCGUGUUUCAGCAUCUACAUCAUGGGUCUGGUUCUGGAGUGGAUUAAAAACAACGGCGGCAGCGCUGCCAUGGAGAUGCUCAACAAGCAGAAGUCCUCCAUGAUUUAUGACAUCAUCAACGCCUCUAAUGGUUUCUAUGAGUGUCCCGUAGACGUGACUUGUCGAAGCCGCAUGAAUGUACCAUUUCGUGUGGGGAAAAAGGAGGGAGAUGAAGCCUUGGAAAAGGAGUUUCUGGCAGGCGCAUCCAAACGUGGAAUGAUAUCGCUGAAAGGACACAGGUCAGUUGGAGGAAUUCGUGCAUCUCUGUACAACGCCGUAACACUGGAGGACACGGAAGCCCUGGCCACCUAUAUGAAAGAAUUCCUAAAAGAGCACCAAUAAACUCUGGUUUACUUCUAGUUGAGAUCCAGGGGAUCGCAAAGGUGCACCUUUAGACACAUUUUGUAAAACUGUUCAUUGUUCCUAAUAAGCUUUAACCACUACAGUUGCCAGUAAUGUCUUAAUUACAUCUGUUUCAUAGAAUUACUAUUUUAAUGAAUUUAUUGACUAACAGUGCUUUAAUGUACAUACUGUAGGUUAUUCUUGUUACACCUUAAAAAUAUAUUUACAUUCCAGUAAAUCUAACUUGGUAAUACUUGCAUUUUGCAGUGCUAUUUGUUGUUUUGAUUUUCUUGUUUGAAACCAUUAUGAACCAAUGUCAAUGAGUUAUCAUUUAUCACUUCUGCGAACAGAGAGGCAGUGUCCACAACCAAACUGAGCUGUGCGAUGCUGGCCUGGUUUCUGUUAUAAUGAGGAAUUUUGUUAAGAAUAGUCACUCACUGCUGUAUAAAUGGACCCUCACCAAUCUGAUUGGCUGUAGUGGUUAUAUAAAUGAAUAUACCAUUAAAGGAUGGUUC
Messenger RNA from Perca flavescens (yellow perch), 2108 nucleotides. RefSeq names its product phosphoserine aminotransferase 1 (gene psat1). Lineage: Eukaryota; Metazoa; Chordata; Actinopteri; Perciformes; Percidae. The transcript has 9 exons. Gene Ontology annotation, molecular function: O-phospho-L-serine:2-oxoglutarate transaminase activity; pyridoxal phosphate binding. The record is from RefSeq and is a predicted model, not a curated record. Bases 355 to 1593 code for a protein of 412 amino acids. Gene Ontology annotation, biological process: L-serine biosynthetic process. Gene Ontology annotation, cellular component: cytoplasm.